AUGUUUUGGCGUUUCGGUUUCCAUAAUCCCUCAGCCAUCGACACUCUACUCGAUCGUGAAGACAUUGAGCUCGAAGAUAUUCUGGAAGAGGAAGAUCUCUUGCAAGAAGCAAAGUCGCACAACCAAAAACUCAUCGACUUCUUAUCGAAGACAGAGAACUUGAACAAGUUAUUGACUUAUAUCACGGCAACGGAUCUUGAUGAAAGCCGACGGUUCAAAUAUCCUUUCCUUGCAUGUGAAAUUAUGGCGUGCGAGAUUCCUCAGAUCGUGGAUGCCGUUGUAUUGGAGAACAAGGGGAUGCUCGAAUCUUUUUGGACCUUUUUAAAUCGUCCUGCUCCUCCUCGAAGACGCGCGGCAGAUGACUCAAAAGAACAAGACGACAAUGAUGAAGAAGCUUGUCUCGAUUCCCUUCAAGCACAGUAUUUUUGUAAGACCAUUAGCGUGUUUUUGACCAAACGGACCGGUGAAGUCCUUGAUUUCAUCAAAUCCAAGCCUGAGCACCUGGAACAGAUUCUCGGCCAUUUGCAAACAUCAGCCAUUAUGGAUCUUUUGUUGACGUUGGUGCGUGUGGAAGAAUUGUCAGAAGGAAAAGGAAUCGUACAGUGGUUGAGUGACCAUGGAUUACUCGAUAAUCUGGUGGAUAGAUUAGAUCCUUACUUGGAUAGUGAGGAACAUUCAGUAGCCCAGCAAUGCAUUUGUGAAAUCAUUCGAAUGUCUCAAACGAGCUUAAUGGAAUCACCAAGUAUCGGUUUGAACGACCUUAUCAUUGACUUGAAGAGUGAACGGGUGAUUCGUAAGUUAGCCGACUUCAUGCUUGAUUCAAAGGCGCCCAAUUCUACUUCCACGUUGAUCAACGGUGUCACCAUUGUUAUCGACUUGAUCCGCCACAACAACAGCGACAUGGAUAAUGAUCCUAUGUUGAAUGGUGCCUAUGGAUAUGGUGCAAACGCAGCCAUUAGACAAGUCUCAGUAUCCCUUGCUGAUAUGCUCAAAGUCCUAGCCGAACGUGUGGGUGAUUUUAACCAGCUGCUAAUCAAGCCUCGGUCUGUGAAUGCACCUAUGCGUACAACAUUGGGUGAGCAGAUGCCCCUUGGAUUCGAACGUCUCAAGAUCUGUGAGCUCUUUGCCGAACUUUUGCAUUGCUCCAACAUGUCCAACCUUAAUGAUGAAGAGGGUGAAGCUGAAGAAGACGAGGAUGAGAAGGAUGAGAAGGAGGAAGAAUCGCCCAAGGAAUCCGAUGCUGUCAAACCUGAGGAUAAGCAAGAAUCUGAUACGACCAAAGAUGCAGAUGGGACAACGAUUGGUGAUUACCUCAAAAUGCAAUUUGUGGAAAACCGUGUCAUGCCAACAUGUGUCGAUCUAUUCUUUGUCUUCCCAUGGAACAACUUUUUGCACUAUGUGAUUUAUGACAUGUUGCACCAGAUCUUCAAUGGCCGCAUGGAUAAGGGUUACAAUCGUAAUUUGGCAAUUUCGGUGUUCAAAGAUGGCAAAUUGACUGAUCGCAUGGUGCAAGCUCAAAAGGCAAAUGAUGAAGAAUGUGCUAAGCCGAAAGGAAUGCGUUUGGGAUACAUGGGUCAUUUGACAUUCAUUGCCGAUGAAAUCAUCAAGCUAUUUGAAGGCUAUCCUGAAGCUGUGUUGAGCCAGGUCAAAGAUGACAUCGAUUUGGAGAGUUGGAACGCAUAUUGCAACAAUGAGCUCAAGGAAACCAAGGAACGUGAUCGUUUACCUCUCGCUGGUCCCCGCCCUAAUGAUGGAUUGGAUGGUGCAGCCACUGACGAAGAAGAUGAGGAACCCAUGGAUGGUGUUACAGCAAGACAGUAUUCACGUUACUUGAGUCAACAAGAUGGUGAUCUCGACGACGAUGAAGAUGAAGAGACCGAGAAUUGGAUCACGGGACGUGAUGAUUUUGAUCGUGAAUACUCUUAUGGCACUGCUUUUGGUAUGGGUGCGAAUGAGGGUCAUAUGGGAGGUGCGCAUGACGACCUUGAUGAUGAUGAGGAAUACGGCAGUGAUGAUGAUGAGGAAUCGGGUCGUGUUCCAGCUGACUGGUCUCGAGGAUUUGCAGGAUUACCCCAAACAAGCAUGCUUCAUCGAACACAGAGCCAUAUUCGUGAUAAUGAAGAGGUGGAUGAAGAGGAUGAACAACAUGACAAAAGCGCUGCGACAACCAAGAAUACUACCACAGCUCCAGUAAACACUCAAGAAGAUGGUGAUGAUGAUGAUGAUCCUUUUGGUGAUUUUACUAGCAGCGAUUCGAAUCAGGAGUGGACAGAAGGUUUCUCAUCGCAAUUUGAGAGCAUACACAUUUCUGGUGAUGGCAACGCAUCCACCACGGCCAAGAAUGACAACAAAUCACCAGUCAAUCACGAUUACGUUCGCGCCGUCAAAACGAAAGAGGAAGAGGAUGCAAAGCUUGCCAAAGAAUAUCGCCCUGAAGAAGAACAACAAGGGGAAAUCUAG
Molecule: messenger RNA, 2460 nt
Organism: Lichtheimia ornata
Lineage: Eukaryota; Fungi; Mucoromycota; Mucoromycetes; Mucorales; Lichtheimiaceae
Exons: 14
Coding region: 1-2460 (819 amino acids)
Cellular component (GO): nucleus; cytosol
Molecular function (GO): protein phosphatase binding; protein phosphatase regulator activity
Source: RefSeq, a predicted model, not a curated record